AUGGAUGGGGCUAGGACAAGCGACACGAGUUUCGAGAGAAUUUGGGAGGUGGAAGAACCAAACAGAGGUGUAGAAAAGGGUAACCUUGGUCUAGUACUCAAAAGCAAGGCUAAACAUGCAGCAAUCUCUAAACGUCUUGACAAACCUUUUAUAUUUGAUGAUAAACCUUUAAUUGUACAGUAUGAAGUCAUUUUUCAAGAUAACCAAAUAUGUGGAGGGGCCUAUUUAAAAUUAUUAUCUGUGGAUCCUAAACACAAAGACUUGAGAGAUUUUCAUGAUAAGACUCCUUACACUAUCAUGUUUGGGCCUGAUAAAUGUGGAAAUGAUCAAAAGUUGCAUUUUAUCUUUAGACAUAAGAAUCCAUUAAAUGGAUCAUUUGAAGAGAAGCAUGCUAAAAAACCCAAAGAAAGAUUAGAAGAAAUUUUUCAAGAUAAGCAACCCCACUUGUAUACUUUGAUAGUUAAACCAGACAAUACUUUUGUGAUCAAAGUUGAUGACAACGUAGUAAAUGAAGGUUCAUUGCUUGACGAUUUUACCCCACCAGUCAAUCCACCACUUGAGAUUGAAGAUCCUGAAGACAAAAGACCAAAAGACUGGGACGAUAGAGAAAAAAUACCAGAUCCUACUGCUGUUAAGCCAGAUGAUUGGGAUGAAGAUGCUCCAGCUCAAAUUGUUGACGAGGAUAACGAAGCGCCUGAUGGCUGGCUAGAGAAUGAACCACCAUUUAUUCCGGAUCCAAAUUCUGUGAAACCUGAAGACUGGGAUGAAGAUACAGAUGGUGAAUGGGAACCAUCAAAGAUUGAAAACCCAAAGUGCAAAGAUGCACCUGGAUGCGGUCCUUACCAAAAAAAAUUAAUUAGCAAUCCUCAGUACAAAGGCAAAUGGCUUCCACCUCUAAUAAAUAACCCCAACUACCAAGGAAAAUGGAAACCUAGACUUAUCCACAAUCCAAAUUAUUAUAAUGAUCAACAACCAUUUAAAAUGACUCCGAUUUAUGCUGUUGGUUUCGAACUGUGGUCCAUGUCACCUGACAUGCUCUUUGACAAUAUUAUAGUCACUGAUGAUGAAUUAGUGGCUAAAACAUGGGCUGAAGAUACGUUUGAAAUUCGCAAACAAAGAAUUUCCAGGGAAUCGGAAACUUGGUGGGGUAAAAUGAGAAGAAUGAUGAAUUACAAACCGGGGUGGUGGUUUGCAUAUUUAAUCUAUUGCUCUAUCCCUGUUUGUAUAUACAUUUGUUUCCUUAUUUCACGUGCUCGAGAGCCGGAGGAUACAAAAGAAUCGCAAAAUGAUGAUGAAGCUGAAGCUGAAGCGGAAGCUUUGAUUCAAAAAGAAAAAGAUGCUGAUUUAGAGAAAGAUGAGGAAGCUACGGAAAAAGAUAAAGCUGAAGAAACGAUAGAAGAGCUUGAAGAUAAAGAAGAAUCAGAAACUGAAGAAAUUAUUCCAGAUGAACAGGGUGAAUCAUCCGGGAAAGCCGAGGGACCACGAAGAAGAAAACCAAAUAAAGAAUAGUUAUGACUGUUGUUUUUUUAUGAAGGUUGUAAGUCAACAAAAAGUGCAUUAAUUUUUUCACAGAGUUCACAUUCCGUAUAUCUUAUUGUGAAUAAACACACUAAGAUAACUGACAUGUGCACUGUAAAAACUUGUCGUUUUGAUUAUAAUAUAAAUAAUUAUCUUGAAUUAAAGUAUGAACGGUCAAAUAGAAUGAAUGAGAGAACCAGAGUACAUGUGCAUGUGUCUCAAAGACAGAAAGACUAGCUUUUUCUAAAAAAAUUAUAUCACCAUGUAUUACUUUGUAUGCAACAGUGCAUUUAUUACGUUGAGUGUAAUUUGUAUACUGUUUAAUGAAAAUCUUUGAAGAAGUAUGUGUUGUGCACACAGUAUACAGAUAUAAUAUAUAUUGUAAUAUUGAAUGGAUUUUUAACGCCUAUUGUCGAGUUUUUAUCUCACGUUGCGCGUUCUGUUGAAAUAAAAUACGAACUUAAAAAAUCUU
Copidosoma floridanum is the source of this 1990-nucleotide messenger RNA. RefSeq names its product calnexin. NCBI's taxonomy places the organism in Eukaryota, Metazoa, Arthropoda, Insecta, Hymenoptera, Encyrtidae. Gene Ontology annotation, cellular component: endoplasmic reticulum; endoplasmic reticulum membrane. Gene Ontology annotation, biological process: ERAD pathway; protein folding. Gene Ontology annotation, molecular function: calcium ion binding. The record is from RefSeq and is a predicted model, not a curated record.